Molecule: messenger RNA, 3046 nt
Organism: Phyllostomus hastatus (greater spear-nosed bat)
Lineage: Eukaryota; Metazoa; Chordata; Mammalia; Chiroptera; Phyllostomidae
Gene: CAST
Product: calpastatin
Exons: 32
Coding region: 129-2468 (779 amino acids)
Cellular component (GO): cytoplasm
Molecular function (GO): calcium-dependent cysteine-type endopeptidase inhibitor activity
Source: RefSeq, a predicted model, not a curated record
UGGACUUGGAGAACUCAGUGCCAGCCAAGUUCAGGGCAGGUGGAGUACGAGCCCCGCGCCUUCAGCACCGCACCCCGAUUCCUCGCCCGGUCCUGCGCAGCCCGGCUCAGAGCAAACCGGUUGUCACCAUGGCAUUCGCAAGUUGGUGGUACAAGACGCAUGGCCAUGAAAAAAACAGUGGAUCUCCUUCCAGGUCAGGAGAAAAGAAAGGAGAAGAUCAGAAAAAAGCAACAAGCCAUGGGAGCAGUCAGCCCUCCAGAACCCAUGCUGGUGGAACAGCCCCGGCCGCCAAGGUAUCUACUUCCUCUGCAUCAACCAGCAAGUCUUCCAGCAUGAAUCCCACUGAAGCCAAGGCCAUUCCAGUCAGCAAAGAGGUGAAAGGACUGCAUCCUCCUAAUAGGAAAAGACACAAAAGACAGGCUGUAAAAACAGAACCUGAGAAGUUACAAUCAACUAAGCCACCUGUGAUUCAUGAGAAACAACCUCCAGAAGUAAAGCCAAAGGAACACACAGAGCCCAAAAGCCUACCAAAACAUGCAUCAGAUACAGAAAGCAAGCAUGCACACAAACAAAAAGCAGUUUCCAGAUCAAGUGAGCAGCCAACACCAGAGAACUCAACCAAAGCAACGACUAAAUCAGGGGACAUGAUUUCUGCUGGUGGAAAGAGUGCUGUUGCCAAUGUAGCUGCGGCAUCUGGCAAGUCAGAUGACAAGCAGAAAAAAGAAAAUAAGUCAUUAACAUCGGCAGUACCAGUUGAGUCCAAACCGGAUAAAUCGUCUGGAAAGUCAGGCAUGGAUGCUGCUUUGGAUGACUUAAUAGAUACUUUAGGAGAACCUGAAGAAACUGAACAAGAUAAUACAACUUAUACUGGACCUGAAGUUUCAGAUCCUAUGAGUUCUACCUACAUAGAAGAAUUGGGUAAAAGAGAAGUCACAAUUCCUCCAAAAUACAGGGAGCUUCUGAAUAAAAAAGAAGGAGUCACAGGGCCUCCUCCAGACCCUUCGAAACCCGCGGGGCCCGAUGAAGCCAUUGAUGCCUUGUCAUCGGACUUCACCUGCAGCUCUCCUGCCCCUGGGGGAAAGAAAACUGAGAAGAAAUCUACGGGAGAAGUGUUAAAAGCUGAGUCAGCCAGGGUAAUCAAAAGUGCUGUUCCACCCCUUGAGAAAAAAAGAAAGGUGGAGGAGGACACAAUGAGCGACCAAGCCCUGGAGGCUCUUUCCGAAUCGCUGGGACACCGGAAGUCCGAGCCUGAGCUCGACCUCAGCUCCAUUAAGGAAGUCGACGAGGCAAAAGCCAAAGAAGAGAAACUAAAGAAGUGUGGUGAAGAUGACGAAACAAUCCCAUCAGAGUACAGAUUAAAACCUGCCACGGAUAAAGAUGGAAAACCACUACUGCCAGAGCCUGAAGAAAAACCGAAGCCCUUGAGUGAAUCCGAACUCAUUGAUGAGCUGUCAGAAGAUUUUGACCAGGCCAAAUGUAAAGAAAAACAAUCCAAGCCAACUGAAAAAACAGAAGACUCUCGGGCGGCCGCCCCGGCUCCCGAGGCAGACGCGGUGCCUCGGGCCUCCAUGUGUAGCAUACAGGCAGCACCUCCCAAGCCGGUGCCUUCGGGCAUGGUGCCGGACGAUGCUGUGGAAGCCUUGGCUGGUAGCCUGGGGAAACGGGAAGCAGAUCCAGAAGAGGGAAAGCCUGUGGAGGACAAAGUCAAGGAGAAGGCCAAAGAAGAGGAUCGUGAAAAGCUUGGUGAAAAAGAAGAAACAAUCCCUCCUGACUAUAGAUUAGAAGAGGUCAAGGACAAAGAUGGAAAACCACUCCUGCCAAAAGAGUCCAAGGAAUCACUUCCACCCUUGGAUGAAGCCUUCCUUCUCGAUGCCUUGUCUGAGGACUUCACUGGACCUCCAAACACUGCACCACUUCCAUUUGAACAUGGUAAACUUUCAGCUGCCGUCUCUGAACUGGUUUCCCAAACCCCAGCUCCAGCCACCCAAUCUGCAGGCCCACCCCCUGACACUUCGAAUGACAAAGAAAUUGACGACGCCCUUGAUGAACUUGCUGACCGUCUAGGACACAGGCAGCCUGAUCCAGAUGAGGGCAAACCACUAAAGGAUAAAGUCAAGGAAAAAGUUAAAGCUGAACACAGAGACAAGCUGGGAGAGAGAGAUGACACCAUCCCCCCCGAAUACAGACAUCUCUUGGAUAAAGAUAAGGGCAAACCAGUGGCGCCCCCAACAGAGAAACCCAAGGAAUCAAAGAAACCUGAGGAUGGCCGAGACCCCAUCGAUGCUCUGUCAGGGGAUUUAGACAGCUGUCCUCCAACUACAGAAACCUCUGAGAACACAGCAAAGGACAAAGAGGAAAAGACUGCUUCCACCUCCAAAGCACCCAAGAAUAAGGGGAAAGCAAAGAAUUCUGCAAAGGCAAAGGAAGAAACCUCCAAGCCAAAAGCUGAUAAAGAAAAUACGAGUUAAAGUUCCCACUAUUUGGUAUCUACAUAUAAAAUCUUCAGCUGGUGAAUGGUGACUUCUGAAGAACAAAAGGCUUUGACAAUGAAUUUUUUCUGAGUGACUUCUAGACAGUGGAAUUUGUUGAGGUUUUUUGUUGUUGGGUUUUUUUUUUUUUUGACAUCCUAAAUAUCGGUUUCUUAUUCCUUUCCCAGAAAGAAAUUGAAUGUCUGGUUCAUAUGUGUUAUUGUACGGAGUAUUGAUAAACUUUGAAUUUUUAAAAAUUGCCUUGAGUUGGGAGAGAAAGGAACUUUAUAUUUCUAAGAGAUAUAUUUGAUAGUUUCUUAAAGCAACAGACACCCCCAAAAGGAAAAACCUUUGCAAACUUUGCACAUUUUACACACAGUGCCUGUAAAUCUCAGUAUUUUUGGUUUGCACAUAAUUUUUUGUUGCUGUUGUUAGCAUUUGGAAAACAACAACUUAAACAUUCUUUGGUGUUCUGAUUCCUCAUUGCCCCUUUUCUCUUGGGCUUUUGAACUGUAUUUGACGUUUCUUUGGAUUAAUGUUUAUAAGUCUGAUAUAAAAAAUUGUGCAUUGGACACAUA